CGUGUGUGCAAUCCUGCAUUCAAAACUUUACCAUUACAUCUUUUUGCAGAAAUUGCAUCAAAGAUGAUUGAAACAAUUGAUAAAAAACCUGUUGAAAUUAAAAAUUUAAUGCAAAGAUUCACUUUAGAUGUUCUUGGAAAAGUUGCCUUUGGUUUUGACUUUAAUAGUCUUGGAAAUCCAAAUAGUGUUUAUGUAACAACUUAUAAUGAAGUUCAAAAGGCAAUAUUAGGUCCAUUAUCUUUGUUUUUUCCAAUUGAUCGUAUUCCAAUAAUAAAACAAAAAAGACUUAAAAAAGUUAAUAAAUUAAAUAAUAUAUUUAAUGAAAUCAUUAAAGAAAAGCAUAAAGCUUUAGCUGCUGGAAAGUUUCAAGGAGAUCUUUUAGAACUCAUGCUAAAUGCUAAUGAAAAUCUUGAUAAUCAAAUGUUAUCAGAUGCUGAUCUAAGAAAUAUUAAAGAAAAAGCUCGAGAAGAAGUAUUAAGAAUACUUGGUGACAAUUUAAUACCAUCAGCUGAACAACAUAAAUCAUUAAAAUAUUUAAAUAUGAUUAUUCAUGAAAACCUUAGAAUGUAUCCACUAGCUCCAUCUCUACAAUAUCGUAAAUUAACUGAAGAUUUAAGAUUUAAAAAUUUUACAAUUCCAGCUGGUACACUUAUUGAACUAUUUAUAUAUGGAAUACAUCAUUCACCAAAACUUUGGGAUAAUCCUGAAGAAUUUUUAUCUGAGAGAUUUGAAAAUGAAUUCACAACUGGUGAAAAUUAUUCUUGGUUGGCUUUUGGUGGUGGAACUAGAAU
Messenger RNA from Dentiscutata erythropus, 791 nucleotides. NCBI's taxonomy places the organism in Eukaryota, Fungi, Glomeromycota, Glomeromycetes, Diversisporales, Gigasporaceae. The record is from the annotation of a GenBank genome assembly.